Molecule: messenger RNA, 1477 nt
Organism: Cimex lectularius (bed bug)
Lineage: Eukaryota; Metazoa; Arthropoda; Insecta; Hemiptera; Cimicidae
Product: methylosome protein 50-like
Exons: 8
Coding region: 170-1288 (372 amino acids)
Biological process (GO): oocyte axis specification
Cellular component (GO): methylosome
Molecular function (GO): protein binding
Source: RefSeq, a predicted model, not a curated record
GUAGGUAGUCUUCUCCUGAAAAUAUUACAGAUAAAUACAUAAUGUUUCUGUCUAAAAGAUAACUGUAUAAACAUUAAUUAUCUGCUGUAAAAAUGUUAGCUGCCUUUAGGAAUAUUAUUAGACAAAAUAUCGAUUAUAAUGUAAAAAAAAGAAAUCGAGAUUUUGGUAUAUGAAGUUUCGCUCCUCAGCCCUUCUUCGUUCCAACACCUCGUGGAUGAGGCAUCGGUUGGGUUUGUUUACCACAUCCAGGAGGAAAGCCGGAAAACUCUACAGAUUGUUUUUCCAUUUGUUCCACCUGAAGAAGAUGAGCGGCGAAGCAGAGAAUGGAUCCGGUGACUGCAAACCCUACAAUUUCUCCAACAUACCGUAUAAAAUGGGACAACACUUGGAGUUUGUUGAAAUUUCAGACGAUGGCUACCUCCUACUUGGUGCGUCAAAUCUUGUAGUUCAGACGUGGGAUGGAAGCGUUUGGUAUUUUAACGAUGCAGAUUUAGCGCCGGAUAACACGAAAGCGUUAAGCGGGCAUGGGGUGUCGUCUGCUGUCCCUUGUGGACAGUUUUUGGACAGCAGAGAAAAGGUGAUUGUUGGUGAAGAUUAUGGUGUCCUGUCUCUAUAUUCUGUGACUACAUUUGAAAACAGCUCCGUCCAUUUUAUGCUACAAAUGUCUUGUUCACAACACGAAGGCUGGAUUAGUAGUUUAAGCGUUACACCUUCUAAAGCAAAAACGGUCACUGGAGGAAGUGAUUUGCUGCUUAACCUGCUUGAUAAUGGGACGAUGGUAUCUGAAAUUAUGUAUCCGGUUGCUCAUUCAAAACUGAUCACUGGUGUUCAGUUUAGUAUAGAUGAAGAUGUUUUUGCAUCCUGCUCUUUAGACAGAUCAGCUCUACUUUGGGAUUACAGACAAAGCAAACCAGCUUUAGGUUUAUAUGAGAGCAAUGAAGUCGGUUUGACGUCACUGUCAUGGAAAAAUAAAAAUGAAAUCGCUGUUGGCUCACAAGGAGGAAAAAUUUUCUUAGUAGAUAUAAGAACACUAAAUCGCCUAUAUGAAGCUCAAAUACAGAGGAAACCCGUCCAUAAAAUUGUUUUUAACAACGACGGGUUAUUGGCGACUUGCUGUGAUUCUAAUGUAGUUACCGUUUGGGACAGUAAUUCUAACGAAAUUAGGUAUCAAAAUGAUCUCCAUACCGGGCUAGUACGAGGUCUUGCCUGGCAUCCAAUAUCGGGGAAGUUAUACUCGUGCGGCUUUGAUAAGAAUGUAUUUUCACAUUCCAUUACGAGCGAAAGCUGAAUUAUUGUAAACCAAAAGAACUUUCAACUGAUGGGGUACACCAUAUACAGUGGCCUCCUUCACCAACGCGUCCACUGUUUCGUUAUGAAGAAUACCCGCAUGACCUUUAAUCCAGCAUAUUAUCACAGUUUUUCCAUCUUGUUUGAUCAUUGCAAUGGGUAACAGGGUAACAAUAAAUGUUUACGACUA